AACAUAUGUUAGGAGAGCUAAGUCCAGUGUAAAAGUGUCUAUAUGACAGGAGAGUAGGAAAGCUCCAUAACAGAGCUGCAGGAUGACUUUUAUAACUGACUCUCUGUCUAGGGCCGAUGUGUUACUGUGCCUGACAGCCUGCAUUGCAUUCCUCAUCUACUGGAUCAAUGGCUCUAAGAAGAGUACAAGAAAUAUGCCUCCUGGACCUACCCCUCUCCCCUUCAUUGGGAACCUCCACUCGAUGGACAUGAAUAAACCCUACAAGUCAUUGAUGGAGCUUUCUGAGAAAUAUGGAGAGGUCUUUACUGUACAGUUUGGACCCAAGAAGGUGGUGGUAAUUGCUGGGUACAAAGCUGUGAAGGACGCUCUCAUCGCCCAAGCUGAUGAUUUCGGACAUAGGGCGGAAAUGCCCAUGUACAAGCUAUUCGGAGAAGAAAAGGGAUUAGUAUUUACUAAUGGCGAAUUAUGGAAAUCUUUGAGGAGGUUUACACUGUCAACACUACGAGACUUUGGAAUGGGAAAAAAAACAGUUCAAGAGAAAAUUCAAGAAGAAUUAAUCCCUCUCAUAGAAACCAUCAAAUCUCACAAUAACAAACCAUUUGAUAGCCACAUUAUACUGAACAGUGUGGUGGCCAAUGUAAUCUGCUCUAUUAUUUUUGGGAAAAGGUUUGAGCUUGAUGAUGCAAAAUUUAAACAAAUAAGCAGAGUGAUGGAAGAAAACACCCAGCUAGCUGGUGAAUCAAAACUGAUGGUGUAUAAUUACUACCCUCUUAUCGGAUCUUUUCUUGGCCUACAUAAGAAAAUAGUUAAGAACAUGCAAGACCAAGCUGAGUUUGCUUUAGAGUGUAUCAAAAUGCGAAGACGCGAGUUUGAUGAAAAUGACAUCACCGGAUAUAUUGAUGCCUAUCUUCUGAAGCAAAAACAGGGCUCAGUAGAAUCUGAAACAUACUUUAAUGAUGAAAACUUGGUCUACACAGUACUGGAUAUAUUUUCGGCUGGAACCGAAACGACAUCUGCAUCGCUAGGCUGGGCCCUUUUACUGAUGGCAAAGUAUCCAGAAAUUCAAAAAAGGGUGCAGGAGGAAAUCAGGACACAUAUGAAGCCAGGACAGAUGCCUACAGCCGAUGAUAGAAGGAAUAUGCCUUAUACUGAUGCAGUGGUACAUGAAGUACAGAGGUUCGCCAAUAUCGUUCCCCUGAACGUGUCUCACACGACUGUAAAUGAUGUGAAUUUCCGUGGUUACAGUAUUCCAAAGGGAACAGAGGUCAUUCCUCUCCUCACAUCCGUUCUGUAUGACAAGUCUCAGUGGAAAACUCCAUAUGAAUUUAACCCAAACCACUUUCUGGAUUCAAGUGGGAAGUUUGUACGACCCGAGGCAUUUUUACCUUUCUCUGCAGGAAAAAGAGCUUGCGUUGGAGAAAGCUUGGCCAAGAUGGAACUUUUCCUGUUCUUUACCGGACUUCUUCAAGCAUUUACUUUCCACCCACCAGCUGGAGUCUCCAGGGAAGAUCUAAGUCUGGAUCCUGACAUUGGAUUCAUUUUACUCCCUAAACCACAUCUGAUAUGUGCAAAGCUCGACAACUAGUGUGCUGCCACCACAAAUACCCAGUAACAAGGCAGAUGUUUUUGUUGAUUCAUUUUGACUGAUUGCAAAUGUCAAUACAGGUUGAAUAUCAUUAUUCAAAAGGCUUGGGACCAGAAGUAUUUUGGAUAUCGGAUUAUUCCGUAUUUUGGAAUAAUUGCAUACCAUAAUGAGAUAUCAUGGUGAUAGGACCAAAGUCAGAGCACAGAAUGCAUUCAUAUUUCAUAUACACCUUAUACACCCAGCCUGAAGGUAAGUUUAGCCAAUAUUUUUAAUAACUUUGUGCAUUAAACAAAGUUUGUGUACAUACACACAAUUCAUUUAUGUUUCAAAUACACCUUAUACACACAGCUUGGAGGUCUUUAAAUACAAUAUUUUUAAUAACUUUGUGUAUUAAACAAAGUUUGUGUACAAUGAGACAUCAUAAAACAAAAGGUGUGUACACACGGUGAGAUCCUUGCUAUGCACGAUUUUGACUAUGCGAUUUCCCUUGAACUCCCCCAGAGCCCAGAUAGCACAGAUAAUACAGAUUUUGUGCUUGAGAUUUUGUCUAUGUACGAUUUUGACUAAGUGCCAAUUUUGACUAACACCUUGAGAUAUGCACUAACUUUUCAUAAGAUUUUGCCAAUACAGGUUGAGUAUCCCAUAUCCAAAUAUUCCGAAAUACGGAAUAUUCCGAAUUACGGACUUUUUUGUGUGAGAGUGAGAUAGUGAAACCUUUGUUUUUUGAUGGCUCAAUGUACACAAACUUUGUUUAAUACACACAGUUAUUAAAAAUAUUGUAUUAAAUGACCUUCAGGCUGUGUGUAUAAGGUGUAUAUGGAACAUAAAUGAAUUGUGUGAAUGUACACACACUUUGUUUAAUGCACAAAGUUAUAAAAAAUAUUGGCUAAAAUUGCAUUCAGAUUGUGUGUAUAAGGUGUAUAUGUAACAUAAAUGCAUUCUGUGCUUAGAUUUAGGUCCCAUCACCAUGAUAUAUCAUUAUGGUAUGCAAUUAUUCCAAAAUACGGAAAAAUUCCAUAUCCAAAAUACCUCGGGUCCCAAGCAUUUUGGAUAAGGGAUACUCAACCUGUAUAGUCAAAAUCUUACAGAUUUAUCUCACCAAGUGUACACACCUAAAGGUUUCACUAUCUCAAGGGCCCUACACACUGGCCGACAUGACUGCACGAUAUGAACGAUCUCGUUCAUUAAUGAACGAGAUAACGUUCAUAUCGUACAGUGUGGAGGCUCCAGCGAUGAACGUUGCACGGCCCCGCGCUCGUUCAUCGCUGGUCCCCCGUCGGCUGUACAUGCAGGCCAAUAUGGACGAUCUCGUCCAUAUUUGCCUGCACUUCAAUGCAGCCGGGUGACGGAGGGAGUGAAGAAACUUCACUCCCCCCGUCACUGUCCCCCCCCCGCCGCUGGGUCGCCCGUCGGCUGUAUCCGCCGUCGGGCAGCUCGGCGGCUGAUCGGCCAGUGUGUAGGGCCUAUUAGUCCUAUUUAAAAAAUUCUGUAUUUCGGAAUAUUUGGAUAUGGGCUACUCAACCUGUAUUACUUUUCCUGUGUUAUUCUUCUAUUCUAAAAUAAACAUAUUACAUUCACCAUGGGGCAAUCUCAUGGUCACUGG
This is a messenger RNA of Pseudophryne corroboree (corroboree frog), 3188 nucleotides long. RefSeq names its product cytochrome P450 2K1-like. Gene Ontology annotation, biological process: xenobiotic metabolic process. Gene Ontology annotation, cellular component: cytoplasm; intracellular membrane-bounded organelle. The transcript has 9 exons. The coding region runs from base 83 to 1585 and encodes 500 amino acids. The record is from RefSeq and is a predicted model, not a curated record. Gene Ontology annotation, molecular function: heme binding; iron ion binding; oxidoreductase activity, acting on paired donors, with incorporation or reduction of molecular oxygen, reduced flavin or flavoprotein as one donor, and incorporation of one atom of oxygen. NCBI's taxonomy places the organism in Eukaryota, Metazoa, Chordata, Amphibia, Anura, Myobatrachidae.